Molecule: messenger RNA, 1644 nt
Organism: Ophidiomyces ophidiicola
Lineage: Eukaryota; Fungi; Ascomycota; Eurotiomycetes; Onygenales; Onygenaceae
Exons: 1
Coding region: 1-1644 (547 amino acids)
Biological process (GO): protein insertion into mitochondrial inner membrane from matrix; mitochondrial respiratory chain complex III assembly
Cellular component (GO): mitochondrial inner membrane
Molecular function (GO): ATP hydrolysis activity; ATP binding
Source: RefSeq, a predicted model, not a curated record
AUGGCUUCGGCCAAUGUCUCGGGCGUAGUCCCUUCAGACCUGCUGGAGAUGCUCGUCCCUGGCUACUCGCUCUUUUCUCGCAUGGUCCAUCUCUAUCUUGACAUCGACCUGUCUGCCUAUUCAAUUUACAUUCUUGGCUUCUCAAUCUCGUUUUCAUUCGCGUUGUUUGUGGCGCCUCGCCUACUCGACGAAGCCCACCGCUCUCUCUUAUUCUUUGCCACAUCAAUGGAGAUAUAUUUCCAUGAUCCGUUGUACAGACAGCUUGUGCACUGGGUGUCUGACCAUGGAUUGCUGAGCCAGGCGCAGCACGCCAUUGCCGGCACCAAAACGCACUAUGUUACUUUGUAUCAGCCAGAUGACGAUGAAUCCAAGACUAUGGAAGAUAGCGACCUCACAAAAACACAGCUGGAUUUUAGCAUUGAGCAGAAGAGAUUUUGGCAGCAGCUAAGCUACCUAAACAAGAUGAAGCCCAUCCACUAUACACCCACCCAGAACACCUUCCACUAUUUCACGUAUAAGGGAUGUUGGAUCGCUCUUCGACGGGAUGCAAGACAUAACUCACAUGCAUAUGAGCUAGCUAACGCGGAAAACAUACUCCUCUAUGCUGCACCUUGGAAUCGCAGCAUUCUCCAGGAGCUCUUGUGGGACGUCCAAGAAGCCGCUGUGCGACGUGAAUGUAACCGUAUUGUUGUUCAUCGCGGACAGAAGAACAUGGACGAGAUGGGUUGGCAUCCCAGUGCAACAGCCUCCCCAAGAUCUCUUUCCACCGUGAUUCUAGAAGAAGAGAAGAAAGGCGCUAUUGUGAGUGACAUCAAGCAGUUCCUUAGCCCCAAGACGCGGUCUUGGUAUCGCUCCCAUUGCUUUCCAUACCGACGAGGCUAUCUCUUUCACGGGCCGCCAGGGACGGGAAAAUCGAGCAUGUGUUUUGCUAUCGCCAGUUUGCUACGCCUGGAUAUCUAUACCCUUAGUUUCAGCUCCCCGGGCCUUGACGAGAAUACACUGAAUACUCUCAUGAGUGCCCUUCCUAAACGUUGCCUACUUCUUUUUGAAGAUAUAGAUACCGCAGGCGUACAGGAGCGUGGGGAACACGCCAACUUGAGUGAUGAUGAUGAUGAUGAUGAUUUGGACGGCCAAGGGGCACCACCCCGCAAGGGAAGGAGACGCCGGAAGCGCAGUGCGAUAUCCCUCUCUGCCCUCCUAAAUAUCCUUGAUGGUGUAGGCGCCCAAGAAGGCCGUAUUUUAAUUAUGACUACCAAUCAUAAAGCGCACCUUGAUGCUGCCCUACUCCGGCCCGGGCGCGUGGAUAUGGAUAUCUGCUUCAGCUAUGCCAGCCAGCCCGUCAUUGAGGAGCUGUUUUGGUCGUAUUACUCACAUUGUGAAGAAGAGGAGGAAGAAGAAGUAGAGGUGGAAGAAGAGGAAGGGAAGGGAGGAAAGGAUGGCGAUGAUGACGCUGAUGGUGAACUUCGGUCUCUUUCAGUCAAGUUCGCGAAACAGAUUCCUCCUGACCGAUUCACCCCUGCGGAGAUCCAGAACUAUCUAUUCCCUCAUCGUGAGUCGCCCAGAGCUGCAGUUGAGGGCGCGUCCGAAUGGGUACAAAAGAAACUAGGCUCCAGGAAAAAGGUGGAAAACAACACCAAAAAAUAA